Molecule: messenger RNA, 1206 nt
Organism: Penicillium paradoxum
Lineage: Eukaryota; Fungi; Ascomycota; Eurotiomycetes; Eurotiales; Aspergillaceae
Exons: 1
Coding region: 1-1206 (401 amino acids)
Source: RefSeq, a predicted model, not a curated record
AUGGCAUUGGUUUCUGCAAACGAAAUACGGAGACGCACUUCAGCCCCUUAUGCCCCAAUGGAUGAGGCGCUAGUGCCAGGGCUCGUCGGUAAAGCCCUGGACCAACAAUGCCGCCGGAGCUUUCGCGAUUUCGUGGAUGUUGUGUUCCCAAACAUAUAUUACAGCUACAACACUCGCGUGGAAACCCCCUGGUUUAAAAUCUUACAUGAUGAGAAAGGCACAGCAAAGGCAAUGGACUCUGGGUUUCGUAGCCUUGGAUGCUUGCAGUUGGGCAGAGCAAAUGGCGAUCAACGACUGAUUCUUGCUAGUCAGGAGAUUUAUGGUCGUGGGCUUCGCGAUCUUGCUCAAGCCCUCAAAAGUCCUACUACAGCCGGCACGGAUGUGACCCUUGCAGGGGCAAUACUGCUAGGGAUUUAUGAAUUGAUGAAUGCGACGGCGGAGACAUCCUGGCUACUUCACUCGCGAGGGAUCUCUCAUCUACUUCGUCUUCGAGGACCAGAAGGUCAUUGCCGUGGGUUUGGCCGUACCUUACUACUGUCCUUUCGAGGAAUCCUAGUUUUUGAGGCGUUCACGCGGGGCGAGGCAUGUUUUCUAGAGAGCGAGAAAUGGAGAUCAAUUCUUCCACAGAUCCUAGAGGACGAAGAGCGCCGCGGCACAAGCUGUCGUCUGGGCCAGUUGAUGGACUAUGCAUUCAACGAGAUAGCUCAAUGCCCCGGGUUUCUUGUCAGAACCAAAGCUCUAGUCGCCUCUUCACAGACUACCAAUGCGGAGAGAGAACGCCUGUUAUGUGCCAUCAACAGGAGUCGCGAGAAUCUGAGGGAUUUGGAAACCCAAAUGUUGGCUGGUAUCAAGGCCAACCAUGACGGGAACAAGAAAGAAUGUCAGGCGUUCUUUGGCUUGAUUUCCGGUCCUAUAAAGGAUACCUCGGUAGCAUUUUCGGUUGAGGGCGUGCAAUCAGGCAUCGCGCUUCUCCAACAAUUGUCGGUUGUGCUGAUGUCCGACCAGGCACGACAAAACAAAGUAACACCGUGGUUAACACUGGGCUCAGGUCACAAUGAAGGACAGAUUGUCAUCAACCAUGAUGAACUUGCUCAGAUUGCCCAAGAAAAACUUAAAAUGCACCCGAUCGGUCCUCACCAACAGAGCAGCCCGAAGCUUUGGCAUGAUCGGAUUGCCUUAGCAAUGGGAAUGCCGGGAAAAGGCUGA